AUGGCCAACUUCUGGGCCCCUCCUUCCGAGCCGCCAACCAGGCUUGGCCGCCAUCGUCAGCUCUCCCCACUAGCGGGUGUCCAUGUGUCUCCGUUCUGCCUCGGCGGCCUGACCAUUGGAGACCAGUGGGGACAAUUUGGCAUGGGCGAAACGUCCAAAGAAGGCAGCUUCAAGCUCCUCGACGCAUUCUACGAGGCUGGCGGGAACUUCAUCGACACUGGGAACAGCUACCAGGAUGAGACGUCGGAGAAGUUCAUCGGGGAGUGGAUGGAGAAGCGAGGGAACCGUGACCAAAUGGUCAUUGCCACCAAGUACACCACCAAUUUCAAGCGCGCCGAAAACUUACCCCAGAAGACGUCGUAUUUGGGCAACAACGUGAAGUCGAUGCACAUCUCGGUGGAAGCAUCCUUGAAGAAACUGCGCACGUCGUACAUCGACAUUCUGUACGUGCAUUGGUGGGACUUCAACACGAGCGUAGAGGAAGUCAUGAACGGCCUGCAUUACCUUGUCGUGCGAGGGCUCGUGCUAUACCUCGGUAUCUCGGACACACCGGCGUGGGUCGUCGCCAAGGCGAACACGUAUGCACGCACGUCAGGCAAGACGCCAUUCGUGAUCUACCAGGGCGGAUGGAGCAUUCUGCAGCGCGACUUCGAGCGCGAGAUCAUCCCCAUGGCGCGUUCUGAGGGUCUUGCGCUGGCACCGUUCGGUGUGAUGGGUGCGGGGAGGAUCCGUACGGAUGUUGAGGAACAGAAACGGCGUGAAACUGGGGAAAACGGGCGCACGUUCGCGAGCAACGAAUGGGAGCGGACACCCGAGCAGCGCAAGGUUUGCCAAGCGCUGGAGGAAGUCGCCAGCCAGGUCGGCGCAAAGAGCAUCACCUCAGUGGCGAUCGCAUAUGUGAUGCAGAAGGCGCCAUACGUAUUCCCGCUCAUCGGCGCGCGCAAGGUUGAGCAACUGAAGGAAAACAUCGAGGCACUGAGCAUCGCACUCUCGGCAGAGCAAAUCGUGUACCUCGAAAAUAUCAUUCCCUUCCAGGCUGGCUUCCCACACGGUAUGGUAGGCGAUGGGACAAAGAAUAGCAACGUCUUCAACAUGGCGGGUCACUUCGAUAGAGUUCCUGUCCAACAGGCCAUCCGACCGACCAAGUGA
Molecule: messenger RNA, 1149 nt
Organism: Sparassis crispa
Lineage: Eukaryota; Fungi; Basidiomycota; Agaricomycetes; Polyporales; Sparassidaceae
Product: Aryl-alcohol dehydrogenase [NADP(+)]
Exons: 8
Coding region: 1-1149 (382 amino acids)
Source: RefSeq, a predicted model, not a curated record